Pterocles gutturalis (yellow-throated sandgrouse) is the source of this 564-nucleotide messenger RNA. Its product is annotated as caspase-7-like. NCBI's taxonomy places the organism in Eukaryota, Metazoa, Chordata, Aves, Pterocliformes, Pteroclidae. The annotation marks the transcript as partial. The record is from RefSeq and is a predicted model, not a curated record. Gene Ontology annotation, biological process: proteolysis; apoptotic process. Gene Ontology annotation, cellular component: cytoplasm. The transcript has 4 exons.
AUGUCGGGAGAUCAGCACACUGAUAGCUCUACUCAAGAGAGAGGUGAUGAAGAUCAUGAUGAUGUAGUUGAUGCAAGGCCAGAUAGAAGUAGCAGAUUCUCACUGUUUGGAAAAAAAAAGAAGAAUGGAGAAGAACUGCCAAAACCCUCUCUCAGUAAUCAGUACCGAAUUGUUACACCCACAUUCCAGUAUAAUAUGGACUACAAAAAAGUUGGCAAAUGCAUUAUUAUAAACAACAAAAAUUUUGAAGACAAAACAGGAAUGGGUACACGCAAUGGCACUGAUAAAGAUGCUGGAGAUCUAGCCAAGAGUUUUAGAAACUUAGGUUUUGACGUUUGCAUAUACAAUGACCGAAGCCGUGAUGAUAUGGAAAAAUUACUGAAGCAAGCUUCUGAGGAGAAUCACAGUGAUGCCGCUUGUUUUGCCUGUAUCCUUCUAAGCCACGGGGAAGAAGGCCUCAUCUAUGGCACCGACGGACCCAUGGCUAUCAAGAGUUUGACUGCACUAUUCAGAGGAGACAAGUGUAAAAGCCUUAUAGGCAAACCCAAAUUAUUUUUCAUUCAG